AUGGAGUUUGUUCGCAGAUUUGGGCUGCUGGCUAUUUCGCGGUCGCCGAGGAGGCCCCCGAGGGUCUCUCCAGUGUCGCAUUGGCGCAAUGUGCGCUUCAACACAACGGCGUCGCCACCAUCCGCUUCCAGUAUUGUGCUCCGCGACUACCAGGAGGAAUGCAUUCAAUCAGUACUCAGGUACCUUGACGAGGGCGAGCGCCGGCUUGGAAUAUCCCUAGCUACGGGCGCUGGGAAGACAGUAAUCUUCACCCAGCUCAUCAAUCGAAUCCCGCCGCGCGAUGAGAAAGCCACCAAGACUAUGAUCAUCGUCCACCGCCGUGAGCUUGUCGAGCAGGCAGCGAAGCACUGUCGACUUGCAUACCCCGAUCAAACCGUGGAGAUCGAAAUGGCCAAUAGUGUCGCAACUGGACACGGGGAUAUAAUCAUUGCGUCGGUUCAAACACUCGCCCGGGGGCGCAUUGCCAAUUUCGACCCGAGUGCCUUCAAACUUAUCCUUGUGGAUGAAGCACAUCACAUUGUGGCUGCAUCAUAUCGCAAGGUACUGGGACAUUUCGGCUUGAACGAGCCAUCCGCCAAGGCACCGGUGCUCGUGGGAGUCUCGGCGACAUUCUCACGUUUUGACGGGCUCAAACUGGGCGCUGCCAUUGAUCACAUUGUCUACCACAAGGACUACGUGGACAUGAUUGGAGAUAAGUGGUUGGCGGAUGCAGUUUUCACUACUGUUAAAUCCGAGGCGAAUCUGUCGAAAGUCAGGAAGGACCAGUUCGGAGACUUUGCGGUCGGGUCGCUGUCGGAAGCCGUUAAUACGGUCAAUACAAACAAUAUCACUGUGCGUGCGUGGCUUGCUAAUGCGCAAGACCGGAAAUCUACGCUCGUCUUUUGCGUGGAUGUGGAACAUGCUCGGCAGCUUACGGCGACCUUUCGUGACCAUGGCGUCGAUGCGAGGUAUAUUACUGCUACUACGCACAAGAAUAUUCGUGCAGAGCAGCUUGAUGCUUUUAGGAAGCAGGAAUUCCCAGUUCUUCUGAACUGCGGUCUAUUCACGGAAGGCACCGAUAUUCCGAAUAUCGAUUGCGUACUCCUGGCACGGCCGACUCGAUCCAAGAACCUGCUUAUCCAAAUGAUCGGGCGAGGACUUCGUAUGUUCCCCGGUAAAAAGGACUGCCACAUCAUUGACAUGGUUGCAUCUCUCGCCACGGGCGUCUUAACGACGCCAACGUUAUUCGGUCUUCAUCCAGAUGAAGUCUUGAACAACUCUACCGCGACCGAAUUAAGAGGAGACCGCGAGGAACCUACCCUUGAAGCCCCAUCUACAGAACCCGAAACCGUCCCAUCCGAGGAUGUGAAACUACAAUUCACAAAAUAUGACAGCGUUUACGACCUACUAGAGGAUAUGCAAUCAGAGAGACACAUCCGAUCGCUCAGCAAGAACUCCUGGGUGCGAGUCGGCGACGAGAAAUACAUUCUAUCCGAAUCCUCCGGGUGGUUAACUCUCGAAAAAGAAAAGGAUGUCUACAACGUACGCCACGUCAUGAAGUUCACAGACCCAGUCUCCGAGCAAGCACAAUUUACCCGGCCCCGCCUUAUCGCCUCCGGAUCCAACCUCGAGACCGCCGUGCGUGCAGCUGAUACGUACGCAAGCGACAAAUUCGAGGAACAUUUCAUCGCAUCCUGGAAGCCCUGGCGACAGAACCCGGCUACGGCGGGACAGGUCAGAUUACUGAAUCAAGCCGGAAUCCGCAAGGGCAAGGUGCAGGCUGGGAACUUGAACCGGGGCCAGGCGGCCGAUAUGAUCACGAAACUGAAGUUUGGGGGGAAGAAGCGGUUCAAACAGAACGAGGUCCAGAGAAGGAAGGCUGAACGAGAAGCUGAUGCUGCGAAUAAGUUGAAUGAGCUGCAGAAGAGGACUGAAGUUAAGGUCGGGCCUUUGGAAGGGUGA
Penicillium cinerascens is the source of this 1941-nucleotide messenger RNA. Its product is annotated as DEAD/DEAH box helicase. The transcript has 2 exons. The record is from RefSeq and is a predicted model, not a curated record. NCBI's taxonomy places the organism in Eukaryota, Fungi, Ascomycota, Eurotiomycetes, Eurotiales, Aspergillaceae. The coding region runs from base 1 to 1941 and encodes 646 amino acids. Gene Ontology annotation, molecular function: ATP binding; hydrolase activity; DNA binding.